Symbiodinium pilosum is the source of this 1540-nucleotide messenger RNA. The record is from the annotation of a GenBank genome assembly. Lineage: Eukaryota; Dinophyceae; Suessiales; Symbiodiniaceae.
AUGUCCCCAAACCCGGCAAAACCCCUUCAGGAGGAUACCUACAACAAGAACAAGCCCUUCAAGUAUUGGGUGGAGAAAUCUGUGACUGCGAGCCUUUCGCAGCAUCAAUUGCUGCGCCAGCAGGAGGCUGUGAAGUUUGAGCAGGAUGUGCCUGUGGACGGGAAUGAAGUUACCCUCGGAAGGGAUGUGGCUUUCGAUCUUUCGGGCUUUGAUGCUAAAAUGGCGAACCCUCAAGAUGUGGCGGUUUUGUUUGAGAAGGCUUUGAGGACUCGAUCGACUAGGGUGGCUGAUGCUAUGGGCCGUUUGGAGCUGAUUCCAGCUGAGAAGCGCACUGAGAAUGUCAAGAAGCAGGAGACAUUGAAGAAGGAGUACAAGUUGGCAAAGCGCAAGGCCCUGGAGUCCGUGAACCUGGAAUCCCGCGCACGAGCGGCUGCCCCGAAAAAGAAAGCUGUGACAAACCUGGACCUACUGGUCUUCGAUUGGUUCAAUCGCUUGCAAAUGGAUACUGCAGCCAACGUGGUGCGUUUUGCGCAGGCCAUUGAGAAGGAGCAACCCUACCUUCUAAAAGGAAUUCGAAAGAUCUCAGUGCUGUCGCUGCCUCAUGCUGAAACUGGCUUGCACAAGAUUAUUCGGGAUUGGGGCCUGUCGCUACCACUGGAUCUGUAUUACUUCAACAAGGGGAUCUUGUUCGCUCCCAUGAUCAAACCCAAAGCCUGGCUGGAAUACCUGCUUUGCAACAAACCUGGAAUCCUUCUAGGCGGUUUUUCGACGGACCAUUUUGCACUGCCGUCAUUUCUUGAAUCAUUCUGGCAAGCUUACAAGUUUGAGGAUGGAGACCAUGAGGUCUUCCAAAGGCAUUCGGACCAUCUGGGCCAAUGCAUCCCUUACUGCCUAUUCACUGAUGAAGGGCGUGGAUUGAGGAAAGCUCCUGUUCAAAUUGUGGCCCUGGAAACACUAUGGAACAUUAAGACCUUCGAAGCCUGUCAGAGGAUGGGAGCAUGGAACGAUGAAACGUUCUGGGCAGCUUCGCAACACACAGGGAGUGGGUCUUCCUUGACUUCUCGGUUAUUACUGUAUGUCUUGCCGCACCGUGCCUACAAGAAGAAACAGAAACAAUUCUGGUUCGAUGUGCUUGACGUGGUGGUCCGUGAUCUUGCCACACUCUUUGACUCUGGCAUAGAUAUUGGAGGGAGGGCUUGCAUUGGCCACGGCGAUCCUCUUUCCCUUUCGGAGGGUGCCUUGAAACCUGAUCAGACUGGACGAUCGGGCGUGACAUAUUUCAGGGAUCCGGACAAGGGCCCAGUGUUCAAGGCCGUUGAAGAUUGCUGCUGCAGCCUUCUUCGGUACUUUCAGGUUCUGCACAAGAAUGGGCUUUGGCUGAACCGCGAUCAAUGCAAUGCUGCUGCUGAUGCAGUCCACCUCUUCUGUGCAGGGUAUUGCUUUCUGGCAGGAAACUUUUUGGAGCGGUGUCUGCAAACUUCGGCACCUGUGGUCCUUUCACCUGCAGCAUUCCUCUGUGAUAUGUCAGAGGACUUUGUGG